Anoplopoma fimbria (sablefish) is the source of this 1702-nucleotide messenger RNA. RefSeq names its product hydroxy-delta-5-steroid dehydrogenase, 3 beta- and steroid delta-isomerase (gene hsd3b7). Lineage: Eukaryota; Metazoa; Chordata; Actinopteri; Perciformes; Anoplopomatidae. Gene Ontology annotation, molecular function: 3-beta-hydroxy-Delta5-steroid dehydrogenase (NAD+) activity. The coding region runs from base 43 to 1131 and encodes 362 amino acids. The record is from RefSeq and is a predicted model, not a curated record. Gene Ontology annotation, biological process: steroid biosynthetic process. The transcript has 6 exons.
GGCUGCAGGCUGCAGAGCACCGCAGCCUGCUGUCACCUCAACAUGUCUGCUGCCGUCUACCUGCUCACCGGAGGCUGCGGCUUCCUCGGCCGGCAUCUGCUGCGGGUUCUGCUGGAGAAGGAGGACCAGCUGUCGGAGAUCCGGGUGUUUGACAAACAUGUAGACUUAAGUUUGAACGGACUCAGCACCGAGCGGACGAAGGUGGUGGUCAUCCAGGGCGACAUCACGGACUACAGCAGCGUGUUGGAGGCGUCCCGGGGCGCUGAAGUGGUCAUCCACACAGCCAGCCUGGUGGACGUUUGGCACAAAGUCCCGGAGAACCUCAUCGUCUCUGUCAACGUCACAGGAACAGAGAAUGUGAUCAACGCCUGCGUGGAGUGUGGCAUCCAGUGCCUGGUCUACACCAGCAGCAUGGAGGUGAUUGGCCCCAACGUCGACGGAGACGCAUUUGUCAGGGGCAAUGAAGACACACCUUACAAAGUGAAACACACGAUGGCCUAUCCUAAGAGCAAGGCAAAGGCAGAGAAAAUCGUGCUUGAAGCUAAUGGCACCAAGGUGAAGGGUGGAAAGUGUUUAUACACAUGCUCUCUGAGGCCGACGGGGAUCUAUGGCGAGGGACACCAGCUGCUCAAAGAUUUCUACAAGUUGGCUUUAGAAAGGGGGGGCUUGGUGGUCGGGGGUGUCCCAGAUGACGCUGAACAUGGACGGGUCUAUGCAGGCAACGUGGCCUGGAUGCACGUACUUGCAGCCCGGGCACUGAGGGAUCGACCGCAGACAGUCGGAGGUGAAGCAUUCUUCUGCUACGAUGACUCACCCUACAAGAACUACGAGGAUUUUAACAUGAUGUUCCUCUCCACGUUUAACUUCAGGAGGGUCCGCAUACCCUCCCUGGUGCUCUGGUUCCUGGCUUUACUCAAUGACGUGCUCCGCUGGGUAAUGAGCCCGUUAUACAACUACACGCCGUUGCUGAACAGUUACACUUUGGCCGUGGCUUGUACCUCCUUCACUAUCAGCUCAGAUAAAGCCCAGCGCCACUUCCAGUACCGCCCUCUGUACGACUGGGACCAGUGUCGCACCCGUACACAGAAAUGGGUUGACAUGCUUCCCCUGGAGAAUCCCAAAGACUCCUGAUGUGACCUCAACUACAACACGCUUUAGAAGGUGCUACGUUGACAUGCCAGGACUCCAGAUGUGCCACAUUGUGAAGAAGUAACCUGCAAUAAUGGGCAAAGAGAAGCCAACUGUAUUUACAGUAUAAAAAAACAUUUCAUUUCAUUGUUAUAGUUGUGUAAGUUUAGCAGCUUAGUUAUAAUGAAAACACAAUGAAAGCAUUUGUUCAAAUGAAGCACAUACAUUAUUAGAAUUGUGAGAUAAAAUAUGAAUGAUUAUUAAAUUCCGUUGGAUUCAGUUCAUUUUAGUUUACCAGGUACAACCACCAGGGACUAUACUUUCCGUUAAGAAUGAACUUUAUUCAGGUAUUAAACAUUUUUACAUCAGUAUUUGUAAUUAUGGAAAUUAUGACAAAUGUAAACACAAUUUACAAGCAUUUACUGGACUUUAUAUCGACGUUAAACUUGUAUUUCAGUAAUGUAUUGUUAUUGAUAGCAAUGUUUUAUGUUGCAUAAUUUAAAGAAUGUUUUAUAAUGACAUUGUCAAUGAAGUGCAUCAUGUUAAGUUUCUUACAUAUUUUUUAAUUGUUAAU